UUUCAAUCUCUCACUCACAGUAACAGUUCACAGUUGUUCCCUCGUUCCAUAAUACCUGGAGAAAGCGAGCAAAGUUUCAAUGGCUUCAGCUUCGACCUUUCUCUCACACCCAAACCCUCAAGCAAACGACGUCGUCUCCUCUGCAAUAUGCCAGUUCAAGUCAUGUAGCUUCGCCUCCCAGUCAACCUUGUUUGGCUCCAAAUUCGCAUCCAAAUCGCUUUCCUUGCACACCGCCACAACCCGACCCGCCUGCGCUUCCGAUUCGGAACCGAUAUCUGCAUCCCAUUCCCAUCAAACAUUCGAUGUUCUGAUAAUCGGAGCUGGAAUAAUCGGGUUGACCAUAGCCCGGCAGUUCCUAAUCGGGUCGGACCUGUCCGUCGCCGUAAUUGACAAGUCUGUCCCUUGCUCCGGUGCCACCGGUGCUGGCCAAGGCUAUAUAUGGAUGGCACACAAAACACCUGGCAGUGACCUUUGGGACUUCGGACUCAGAAGCCAGAGACUCUGGGAGGACUUGACUGAGAGUUUGAGUGAGCAAGGCUUGGACCCUCUGCAACUAUUGGGUUGGAAGAAAACAGGGAGCUUGCUUGUUGGUAGAACCCCUGAGGAGUCAGACAUGUUAAAACGGAGGGUAAAGCUGCUAUGUGAAGCUGGGUUAAGAGCAGAGUACUUGUCUGCCAUUGACUUGCUUGUGAAGGAACCCGAACUGAUGGUUGAUAAAGAUACUGGAGCUGCCUUUCUGCCUGAUGAUUGCCAAUUGGAUGCUCGUCGUGCAGUUGAAUUCCUUGAAAAGGGUAACAGGCAUUAUUCAUCAAAGGGUAGAUAUGCUGAGUUUUAUAAUGAUCCGGUGAUAAGUUUAUUAAGAUCUGGUGGCAGUGGGGAGGUUGAGGCUAUGAAGACUUCUAGGAAUAUCUUGUACACUAAGAAGGCCAUUGUAGUUGCAGCUGGUUGUUGGAGUGGCUCUUUGAUGUGUGACCUGCUUAGAGAAUCAGAAGUUGUACUGGACGUCCCUGUGAAACCACGAAAGGGUCACCUUCUAGUGCUUGAGAAUUUUAAUUCCUUUCAACUCAAUCAUGGCCUGAUGGAGGUGGGAUAUGUUGAUCAUCAAACUGCAAUUCCACUUCCAAACAUAUCAACUUCUGGAUUGCUUGAUCAUGAUGGACAAACCUUGUCUGUUUCAAUGACAGCCACUAUGGACACAGCGGGGAACAUUGUUCUUGAAUUAUGCAUGAUCAUAUUGUUCUAUGGCAUCUUCCCCCCCUUCCCUCUCUCUCUCUCUCUCUCUCUAGGGAGCAGCCGCCAAUUUGCUGGGUUCUGCUCGGAAUUGGAAGAAUCCAUCAUUAGUCGUAUAUGGGACCGAGCUGGGGAAUUCUUUCCCAAAUUAAGAGAAAAGUCCCUUUCGGAUUUCAGUAAGAGCAGAGAAGUGAGAGUAGGAUUACGACCUUACAUGCCUGAUGGGAAGCCAGUGAUUGGACCUGUGCCAGGUGUGGCAAACGUGUUCCUCGCAACUGGACAUGAAGGGGGAGGACUUUCUAUGGCUCUAGGGACUGCUGAAAUGCUUGCGGAUAUGGUGAUAGGCAAUCCUGAGAAGGUUAAUUCUGCACCGUUUGCUGUUCAUGGCCGAUGUUGAUGAUAAAAAGUGCUAAUCAACAUUAAUACAUCGAUUUUAUUGAUGAUUUCAUGGGCUAUGUUAGUCAUACAUUCACAAUGUACCCCUGGGCACUCCAGAAAGCCUAAGGUCAAGGUCAUGCCUCUGAGCACCUUGGUUUCUUACAGUGUUGGUAUGAAUUGUAUUGUUCCUGCACAUGAGUUGUAUUUUUCUGUCCUCCAUAUGUUGUUGCUUCCAUUGUCUUUCAUCGUGUAUUCUUGUUUUGCCUUAUCUAGCCAUAUAUGCAGUUGAGAAAUGUCUGAAACAUAUUUACAGGCUCUCAUACUAUUUAAAAUACAUUUAUGUCA
Prunus persica (peach) is the source of this 1953-nucleotide messenger RNA. Its product is annotated as D-amino acid dehydrogenase. The record is from RefSeq and is a predicted model, not a curated record. The transcript has 9 exons. The coding region runs from base 80 to 1627 and encodes 515 amino acids. Gene Ontology annotation, cellular component: cytoplasm. Lineage: Eukaryota; Viridiplantae; Streptophyta; Magnoliopsida; Rosales; Rosaceae. Gene Ontology annotation, molecular function: oxidoreductase activity.